CAACCGACCGGUUUGAACCGGUUUUUUAAAAACAUUACUUACUAAAUCUUGAUCAGCGAACAAGUUUUACUUCUCGAUCAUCACAUGUUGCUCCAAGUAAAACCCACAAAAAUCCGAUCUUUAUCAACGAUGAUCAGUAUCCCCAUAACUUCCAAUCAUCCCAUACAACAAAUCGAAACAAUUUAUCAACCCCAACUGGAUAUUUCUCAUUCUCUAGACGAUGCUACAUACACCAAACUCGUUCAAUCAUCCACACAUUCAGGGUCUUCAACCCAUGGCAAACUCGUACAAUCACACAUAAUUAAAACCGGUUACACCCCACGUUUGUUCUUACACAACACCCUUAUGAACAUGUACUUAAAAUGUAAUGAACCAGACUUAGCCCUCCAACUGUUCGACGAAAUGCCUGAACGAAAUAUUGUUUCUUGGAAUUCAUUGAUUUCUGGGUAUACUCAAUUGGGUCAGUAUGUUAAUGCAAAAGAAGUGUUUCGUGAAGCUCGGAUUGAAAAUGUUAAUGUUAGUAAGUAUACGUAUGCGAGCAUGCUUAGUGUAUGUGCACGAACCGGUGAUUUGGAGCUAGGGAAGGUUAUACAUGGGUUGAUUGUUGUAAGUGGUGUUGGUGUAGAUGCGUUUUUGAGUAAUCCACUUGUGGGUAUGUAUUCUAACUGUGGGAGGGUGGAUCAAGCGCGAACAGUGUUUGAUAAAUGCGAUGGGUUAGAUGACGUUUCGUGGAACUCGAUGAUUGCUGGUUAUGGUAAAGCUUGUUUAUACAAUAAAAUGUUACAAAUUUUGGUUAAAAUGCAUCAAAGCGGAGUGAAAUUCAGUAGCUAUGUGUUGGGGAGUGUUCUUAACGCGUGUUGUGCAAGUUUCGAUUUUUCUUUAACAUGGGGAAAGUUACUACACUCGUGCUCAGUGAAGCUAGGUUGGGAUCUUGAUGUUAUUGUCGGGACUGCAUUACUUGACAUGUAUGCGAAAACCGGGGAUUUAAACGAUGCGGUUUCGGUUUUUAAUCUUCUUCGUGACAAAAACGUGGUGAUGUAUAACGCGAUGAUUGCCGGGCUGCUUCGUGGGGAGGAUAUUAACGAUGAAUUAGUGAAGAAGUCGUUAAAACUUUUUAUUAAUAUGCAAAGGCAUGGGUUAAAGCCUUCAGAGUUUACAUUUUCGACAAUCGUUAAAGCUUGUAUCGCGUUUCGAGAUUUGGAGUUUGGGAAACAAAUUCACGCACAUGUUAUCAAGAACAAUCUUCAGUCUGAUGAGUACAUUGGAAGUGUUCUUGUGGAGUUAUACUCUUCGUGGAGCUUAACGAAUGAUGCGUUGAGUUGUUUUGAUUCGACUUAUAAACGAGACAUCGUGAUAUGGACAUCGAUGAUCGUGGGCCACGCCCAAAACGGUGAAUAUGAACGGGCGUUAGGCGUUUUCGGUGAACUUCUUACUUUCGGGUUAAAACCAGAUGAAUUCACGGUUUCAACCGUGCUGAGUGCUUGUGCUAAUUUGGGUGGUGUGAGAUAUGGUGAGCAGAUUCAAAGUUAUUCGGUUAAAACCGGGAUUACAAAGUCGAGUGUGGUUGUAAAUUCUUUGAUAUACAUGUACGCAAAGUCGGGUGACAUAGAUUCUGCAAAUCGGAUGUUUGAGGUGGCUGAUAAAUUCGAUGUGGUUUCAUGGAGUGUGAUGAUAUGCGGUGCUGCAUAUCAUGGUUGUGCAAAGGAAGCUUUGACCAUCUUUGACUUGAUGAUAAGUAACGGGAUUGCACCGAAUGACGUGGCAUUUCUCGGAGUUCUUACUGCGUGUAGUCACGGAGGGCUUGUUGACGAAGGAUUCAGAUGUUAUGAAACAAUGAAGAGAGACUAUGGUAUUACACCAACCGAAAAGCACUGCGCAUGCAUCGUAGAUCUAUUCGGGCGAGCUGGAAGACUAUCUGAUGCUGAAUCGUUUAUCAUCGAGUCAGGUUUUAGCCACGCGCCUGUAAUGUGGCGGUCGUUACUAAGUUCUUGUAGGAUUCAUAAGAACACGGAGAUCGGGAAGCGUGUAGCCGAGAGGUUAAUCAAACUCGAGCCACACGCAUCUUCAUCUUACGUGCUCCUUUACAACAUCUACAACGAUGCCGGAAUGGAAACACACGCUACAAAAGUACGAGACUUGAUGACUGACCGUCGGAUCAAGAAAGAACCCGGUUUAAGUUGGAUCGAGGUGGGAAACCGGGUUCAUUCGUUUCUGGUCGGUGAUAAAUCUCACCCUCAAAGUGAAAAAAUAUAUGAAAAGUUAGACGACGUGCUCGAGAAAAUAAAGAAAAUUGGUUACGUUGACGGGAAGAAGAACAACGGUUUAUCGGUAAAUCACCAUAGUGAAAAGUUAGCAGUUGUUCUAGGCUUGAUAAGUUUGCCUUUAUCGGCUCCUGUAAGAGUGAUGAAGAACUUAAGAGUAUGCCAAGAUUGUCAUACUGUAAUGAAACUGAUCUCGAAGGUCGAAAGCCGGGAAAUAAUUCUACGAGACCCGAUUCGGUUUCAUCGGUUUAGAGAUGGAACUUGUUCUUGCGGGGAUUAUUGGUAACGAUCAAAGGGAUAAAAUGCAUAUCGUUUCACAGAGAGAUCAAGAAAGAGAAAGAGGAAAAAGAUAUCGUAGCAUAUCGUUUCACCGAGAGAUCAAGAAAGAAAAAGAGGAAAAAGAUAUCGUAGCAUAUCGUUUCACCGAGAGAUCAAGAAAGAAAAA
This is a messenger RNA of Helianthus annuus (common sunflower), 2706 nucleotides long. Its product is annotated as pentatricopeptide repeat-containing protein At3g13880. Gene Ontology annotation, biological process: RNA modification. Gene Ontology annotation, molecular function: protein binding; zinc ion binding; RNA binding. The transcript has 3 exons. The record is from RefSeq and is a predicted model, not a curated record. The coding region runs from base 85 to 2547 and encodes 820 amino acids. Lineage: Eukaryota; Viridiplantae; Streptophyta; Magnoliopsida; Asterales; Asteraceae.